This is a messenger RNA of Alosa sapidissima (American shad), 5526 nucleotides long. RefSeq names its product mcf.2 cell line derived transforming sequence-like a (gene mcf2la). Lineage: Eukaryota; Metazoa; Chordata; Actinopteri; Clupeiformes; Clupeidae. Gene Ontology annotation, biological process: intracellular signal transduction; positive regulation of Rho protein signal transduction. Gene Ontology annotation, cellular component: extrinsic component of membrane; cytoplasm. Gene Ontology annotation, molecular function: guanyl-nucleotide exchange factor activity; protein binding. The transcript is spliced from 34 exons. The coding region runs from base 511 to 4173 and encodes 1220 amino acids. The record is from RefSeq and is a predicted model, not a curated record.
UCCCUUCCUCCCUCUCUCACUCUCUCAGUCUGCUCUCUGCCAGACCCGCUUACAGGGGCUGAUUACUGUGCGUAGCUCCUAAGUGCGUGAAUCUGUGUGUGUGUGUGUGUGUGUGUGUGUUUAGUAUGUGUACGCAUUUUGAAGGAGGCUUAAAAUCUCCCCCACCCUCCCCUUAGUUGGAUCUGACGGUCUUGCAUCUGGCUGCUGCUUCAAGCGUUUACCUGUGUGCCUGUGUGUGUCUGUGUCUGUGUGAGAGAGAGAGAGAGAGGUGGGAGGAGUAACCUGAAGCAGUGAUCAGUCAGUCAGUCUGCCUGUGUGUAUGAAUGUGUGUGCGCUCAAGAUGGGGGUGUGACUGUGCACAUAGUAAUGGGAACGCUACUCUUCAGUGACGGAAUGGAAGGCUAGCGGUUAGCAGCCAGCACUACCUGCUGCUGCUAUCGGUGCAGUAGCCCAAGGAAAGCGGUCAGUCGUGGGAGGAAGUAGUGACCUGGUGGGGACGUGCACGACAGGAUGUCUCUCAAUCGAGUGUCCCUUCUCUGCCAGGACAUCACCAGGAUGUGGCUGCAGCUCAGAAUGAUGACAGAUGAGAUCAUGCAGCAGGAUAGCAGCCCCCUGUGUGCCGCAGACAUCGGCGUGGACCUCAGGAAGCAGUUCGCCUUCCUGUCAGGUGGCCGAGGGGAGAAUGGCAGCCCCAUCAUCAUCUUCCCAGAGUUCCCAACGUUCGGGGAUCUGCAGGAACAAGAGUUCCAUAACGUCCUCACCUACUUGACCAGUGUUCCCAGCCUCUCGGCAGCGGCAGUGGGGUUCAUCUUGGUCAUCGACCGGCGCCAGGACCGGUGGUCGUCAGUGAAGGGGACCCUAUUACGCAUCGCGGGUGCUUUCCCAGGAAACCUGCAGCUUGUCUUGGUAUUGAGGCCAACUACUCUUCUACAGAGGACACUCUCCGACAUCUUCUUUAAGUUCAGCAAAGAUGAGUUCAAAAUGAAGGUGCCGGUUAUAAUGCUCAGCUCGGUCACUGAGCUACACAGCUACAUUGAUCGGACCCAGCUGACCCAGGAGCUGGGUGGGACACAAGAGUACUGUCAUGAGAAGUGGAUCUCCCAUCGGACGGCCAUAGAGGGCUUUGCGUUGAUGGUGAAGAAGACUGCCCAGAUGCUGCAGUCGUUUGGCACAGAGCUGGCCGAAACGGAGCUGCCCAACGACGUGCAGGCCACCGCCAACCUGCUCGGCACACACACCAACAAGAAAGACAAGAUGAAGGAGGACCUAAAGAUCGCCUUGUCCCAGGGCGGACGCCUCCUAGAGAGCAUCAACGAACCACUGGUCAACGACGCCGACUACACGAUGAACCAGGACGAGAUGGAGAAUCUGGCCACUGUGCAGAGGCUGCUGGGUCAACUGGAUGAGACCGAGACGGCGUUUGAUGACUUCUGGGAACGGCACUAUACCAAGCUGCAGCAGUGCCUGCAGCUGCGACACUUCGAGCACAAUUACAGAGAGAUUCGCUCCCAGCUGGACCUGGUCGGAGAAAGACUGGCGAACUUCUCGGAGGUGGGCAUAAGCCCCGCCCAUGCUGAACACAUCCAUAAAGAGCUCACGUGCCACGAAGAGCGCACCUGUGAGGUGCUGGACCGUGCGUUGGCCCUGGCCUCUGAAGGAGACCAGCUGAUCGAGAGCUCCCACUACGCGGUGGACUCCAUCCUGCCCAAGUGCUCGGAGCUGCGCUCCAUCAGCGAGGAGAUCGGCUCCGUCAUGAGGGCCAAGAAGACCCAUCUCCUCAAGGCCCUAGAGCUGCACCAGAGUCUGGAGAAGGCCGCUAGGUGGUGUGACAGUGGCAUCUACCUGCUGGCCUCUCAGCCGGUGGACAAAUGUCAGUCGCAGGACGGCGCUGAGUCGGCGCUGCAGGAGCUGGAGCGCUACCUGGAGACGGCCAAUCACCACAAGCUGACCGACCCCGCCUCCAUCUGGAGGGACUACGAGAGCGUGCUCAACGCGGAGUUCAGGGAGCAGGUGGAGAAGGUCCUGCAGAAGCAGGUGUCCAUGCAGGAGAUGUUCGAUAAGCGGCGGGUCAGCCUGAAGAAGCUGGCCGCCAAGCAGACGCGACCUGUACAGCCGGUGGCCCCAAGGCCCGAGGCCUUCCCCAAAUCCCCCAUGUCCUCUCCAGCUCACAGAAGCCAGGAGAAGAACAGCUCUGAUGGAGAAAUCCUGAGUGGUUGCAAGAAGGGGGACCCCAGCCUGCCCAAUGGGACCAACAGCAGACCCCCGUCUCUGUCCGAGGAGGAGGAGAACCUCGCCGUGCUCAGGAGGCAUGUGAUGAACGAGCUGCUAGAGACGGAGAGGGCAUACGUGGAGGAGCUGCUGUGUGUCCUACAGGGCUAUGCCGCGGAGAUGGACAGCCCAGCCAUGGCUCAUCUGAUGCCCAAUACGCUGGUCAAUAAGAAGGACAUCCUGUUUGGCAACAUGCAUGAGAUCUACCAAUUUCACAAACGGACGUUUCUUCGAGAGUUGGAGGCGUACACAGACUGCCCUGAACUUGUGGGCCGCUGCUUCCUGGAGAGAAUGGCGGAUUUGCAGAUCUAUGAGAAGUACUGCCAGAACAAACCCCGUUCUGAGAGCCUGUGGAGGCAAUGCUCCGACUGCACCUUCUUCCAGGAAUGCCAAAAGAAGCUGGAGCACAAGCUGGGCUUGGACUCGUACCUGCUGAAGCCAGUGCAGAGGAUCACAAAAUACCAGCUCUUACUGAAGGAGAUGCUGAAAUACAGCAAAGGCUGCGAGGGCUCCGAGGACCUGCAGGAGGCGCUCUCGUCCAUCCUGGGCAUCCUGAAGGCUGUUAACGACUCCAUGCACCUCAUUGCCAUCACUGGUUAUGAGGGCAACCUCAGUGACCUGGGCAAGCUGAUGAUGCAAGGCUCCUUCAGCGUGUGGACAGAGCACAAGAAGGGCCAUGCCAAGGUGAAGGACCUGGCGCGCUUCAAGCCCAUGCAGAGGCACCUGUUCCUGCACGAGAAGGCCCUGCUCUUCUGCAAGAGACGGGAGGAGAACGGGGAGGGCUACGAGAAGGCCCCCUCCUACAGCUUCAAGCACUCGCUCAAUAUGAGUGCGGUGGGGAUCACCGAGAAUGCCAAAGGAGACCAGAAGAAGUUUGAGAUCUGGUGCAACUCCAGAGAGGAGGUCUACAUUGUGCAGGCUCCAACGGCAGAGAUCAAAACAACAUGGGUUAAUGAGAUCCGAAAAGUUCUAACAGAGCAGCUGAGGGCCUGCAGAGGCCUAUCUCUCCGUUCCCUCGCUGCGUCAGAUGCAAGACAGCAGAAGCCUUCAGAAACAGCGUCUCCUUCGCCUGCGGUCAGCAACGGAUCUAUCAGUCUGAGCCCUUUCAGGAGCAGUCAAAAGAGCUUCAAGAAAGCUGAGGAGAAGAAGGCGGAGCCUGGCGCGGCCGAGUCUGGUUCCCCUAAGGCCACAGACAAGGCUAAAGAGGACACGGUCACCAGUCCCACUACAGAUCGGGCCGCGGCAGCUAAAAAGCGCUUUACGCUGCAGGGAUUCAGCAACCUCAAGAGCCAGAAAGACCUGCUAUCUUCACAAGAGGGGAGAAGUCAGACCCUCCCCAUGGCCAUUCUCUGCCCACCAGGAUCUCCCCCUAGUCCCGACCACAAAACCAAACGGCAUGAGAUUAAGAGUGACCCAACUCCAUUUGGCUUUAGAGACACAGGUCCUCCCAUAGGCCUGAGCCGAGUGCGGUGGCUGAGUACGUCCAGCCUCCUACAGGCCAAGCGGCGAGGCUGGACGAAGGCGUCCCUCUCCAUGGAUGCCUCGGAGGAGCAUGAUGGGUACUCAAGUGCUGAGGACCCCUUGAACUCUGACCCCGAGGAUGAGGGGGUCAAGAAACUUGCCCCAGGCAAGUACGUGGUGGUGGCCGACUAUGAGAAAGACCUGUGUGUGAAGAGUGGCGACACGGUCCAGCUGGUGAAGGAGGGAGAUGAUGGACAGUGGUUUGUCAAAAACCUCAAGACCAACAAAGAAGGCUGGGUACCGGCUGCUAACCUCCUUACAUUAAUAGGAGAGUCAAAAUCCACACAAUCUCUCACGAGCUCAGAGGGAAGUGGUUCGGGGAAUCUGAGUACAUCCUCUAGCUGCAGUGAGACCUACACAAGCUUCUCUGACAUCAAGCCCUGAGGCCUGCUGAGAGCCUGCACUGCAGCGCCCUCCUCUGGCCUCUCGUAUGUGUGCAGCAUUUCUCUGCUGUGACUGCUGAGCUUUUCGCAGUAGUGGAGUUGCAGAAUAUUAUUUCCUGGUGCAGUGGGUCGUCCUCAGCUGUUCUCGGUGUGACUGGAUCACUCUGAGUUCACAACUCACCCUCUCUUGGACUCUUAGAGAGAGAGGGAGGGGGGGGGGGGCUGCAUUCAUCACAAGAGACAGCUCUUCCUGAAAGUAUUCUUUCCAAAUGCUGGUUUUACUGGUCCAUUUUUAUUUCCCCUAUACUAUGAAUAAAAUGUAUUUUUUAUUUUCUUCCAUCUUGGGAACAUAAAAGUGUACAUUUAGAUGUUCUCUAGUUGGGAAGGAGUCCGAGAGUCCGUAAGUGUUACUUUGACAGUGAGUGUAGAAUGAACUCUUCAUUUGUCUCUCUCCACUAUGUAUCCACUGCACAGAAGUAAAAAGAUCACCAACUAUGUGUCACAUCAGAGGUCCGACAUCUUUGACUCGUUGUUCAGUCCUGAGUGAAAUUUUCACAAAACUAGAGCUCUUUUGCCAAUAUAUGUGGAGACAGUUGUGUGUUUUGGAACACUGCGAAGACUGUGGCGUCAUGUUCAGUCUCUUAUUGAAAAUACUGUGAGCAGUCUCUGUUUCUUGUACGUAUUAAUGAUGAAAAUGUGUAAAAGUUAAAUUAUUUACUGCAAUAAGAAUAAAAAUUGUACAGAUAUUUUGAAUUUUACCUCAUUUUCCCAUGAAAACAUUAUAAAUAUAUAAAUAUAUAUUGUAUAUUGAGAUCACAAUGGUUAUGUUCUCAUGAAUCAUUGUCUUUAUUUGAGUUUCUACGUUGUACUGUAAAUCCCAUUUUCCAUGUCUUCACAUAAAUUUGUAAUCUGUCUACAGAUUAUUUUUCCAGAAAUCUCAUCAUCGGAAGAAAUUUAAAUCUACAAUACAUUAUUUUUUAAAAAUACUUAAAUAAUCUAAGCAUGCAGCAACAAUCUGAAUAUUUUAAAUGUAGGAAAUGUUUUUAAAAUACAACCAGCAGGUUAUCCAAGUCCUCUUAACCCUGAACCUGGCCCUUAACCCUGAAUCUGAACAAAGGCCGUCUAAGUCAUUUGGAAAACAUUUAGUUUAUACAUCAAACAUUUUUAUUUCAUUGGGUUUUUCACCAAGAGGUAUUGUGUUACUGUGUACCACAAUGGAUGCAGUACAUUGCUGCAUGUGUCUGUUUUCCAUGAUGCAUACAUGUUUAUGUAUAUGUGUAAAUAUGUAUUUAAGACGUUGAGAUGUAUGAAGAGAAAUUAAGCUUGAAUAAAGUCCACAGAAAAAUUAUACUAA